Molecule: messenger RNA, 1436 nt
Organism: Ananas comosus (pineapple)
Lineage: Eukaryota; Viridiplantae; Streptophyta; Magnoliopsida; Poales; Bromeliaceae
Product: ATP-dependent Clp protease proteolytic subunit 5, chloroplastic
Exons: 9
Coding region: 121-1002 (293 amino acids)
Biological process (GO): protein quality control for misfolded or incompletely synthesized proteins
Cellular component (GO): endopeptidase Clp complex
Molecular function (GO): ATP-dependent peptidase activity; ATPase binding; serine-type endopeptidase activity
Source: RefSeq, a predicted model, not a curated record
CUGCUCUCUCUCUCUCUCUCUCUCUCUCUCUAUACCGCGUCUUCCUCCAUAUUAUUAUCGGAUAAGAGAAACCCUUUUAAGCGAAGUAAGAAGAGUGGGGGAGCUUCGAAAUUAGUAAAAAUGGCGAACUCCUCUCUCAUGGCGACUCGCCCUUCCCCUCUCCCCUGCCUCCACCGAAACCCUCCCAAAACCCUACCCCUCUCCUUCCACCUCCACCUCCCUUCCUCCUCCCCUUCUCCCAGGAAAGGUAAAUCUCUCAAGGGCGGCUUCGUCUCCCCUAAAGCUGCCUACACAGGUGGAUUCUGGGCUCAAGAUCGAGCUCAGAGGAGUGGGCUUUGGUCUAUCAGGGACGAUCUGGUGGUGCCGUCGUCGCCGUACUUUCCGGUGGAGGCGCAGGGAGGGCAGGGACCCCCGCCGAUGGUGCAGGAGCGGUUCCAGAGCGUCAUCAGCCAGCUCUUUCAGCAUAGGAUAAUUCGGUGCGGUGGUGCGGUAGAUGACGACAUGGCGAACAUCAUCGUGGCGCAGCUGCUCUAUCUUGAUGCUGUUGAUCCUACCAAGGAUAUCGUUAUGUAUGUUAAUUCUCCAGGAGGGUCGGUUACCGCUGGCAUGGCUAUUUUUGAUACAAUGAGACAUAUCAGGCCUGAUGUUUCUACAGUUUGUGUUGGACUAGCAGCUAGUAUGGGUGCUUUCAUUCUGAGUUCGGGUACCAAAGGGAAGCGCUACAGCUUACCCAACUCCCGAAUAAUGAUUCAUCAGCCUCUCGGAGGAGCCCAGGGUGGACAAACUGAUAUUGACAUCCAGGCUAAUGAGAUGCUACAUCACAAGGCGAAUUUGAAUGGCUAUCUAGCAUACCAUACCGGUCAACCGCUCGAGAAGAUCAACCAAGACACCGACCGGGACUUCUUCAUGAGCGCAAAAGAAGCCAAGGAGUACGGCCUAAUCGACGGAGUCAUCAUGAAUCCCCUCAAAGCCCUUCAGCCCCUACCAGCUUCCGAGCAGUGAACGGAGUUUCCGCCUCAGAGUUUUCUUUUAUUAUUCGGAAAACUAUAUACAUAGCUGAAAUGGUCUAAUCUGUGCUGCUCUGCAUUGCGGAAAGUGUGCAAUUCUAGGCUCGGAGCACGAAUGGGCUAAAAUAGAUCAUUCAGCUGUUUUGGCGAAAGCGUUGUAUCGGUAUAGAUUACUUUUAAAUUUUUGCCUUCUAUUCUAAGCAGCUGAAAAUUCGGUUGGAUGCAUUUUUUUUGCUGGUAUUCUUAGCAAAAUAUUACUAUAUUUUAAGGAAACGGGUACACUGUGGGUGGUUGGUAUGUGACAAUUUUGCUUGCUAUAAUGAUGGAACGGAGGAUCAAUCUGAAGAGUGAGAUGGUGUUAACAACAACUAUUUUUAAUUCCUCCGUUUGUUUCCUGCUGGAGCAACCAGAAGCAAUCUUGUGGUUUAA